Messenger RNA from Besnoitia besnoiti, 3120 nucleotides. RefSeq lists its product as uncharacterized. The record is from RefSeq and is a predicted model, not a curated record. Lineage: Eukaryota; Apicomplexa; Conoidasida; Eucoccidiorida; Sarcocystidae. The coding region runs from base 1 to 3120 and encodes 1039 amino acids. The transcript is spliced from 7 exons.
AUGGGUGUUGCCCGGAAACAUACGAACCCUGCAGUCAAGCGGACGCCGCAGGAAGACCGAAGGUUACAGGGAAACAGAUUUCUCAAGGCGAAGAGUCGGGUCGCUCGGUCGUUGCCUCUGCUGGUUUUUGCUCUCGUGCUUGUCUUUCCUUUUGGCGUCAACGGGAAAGAGAAAAAACACGAAGAGACUGACGUCGAGUUUGAUGUCGCCGCGCCUCAGCUCUCGCUGCCGUCAUGCCCAGAUGGAUUCGCCUUCGACCGAGAGACGUUCAGAUGCGUUCAAGUCGUCUCCCAUCGGCCUCUGAAGAAAUGCGUCGUCGGAGUCCUCAACGAAGACAAGUGCCUCCACUUCGUCCAUCCGCUCUCCAAGACCUGUCCCCCGGGCUACCACGAGAAGUUCGUCGGCGACAGCACUCCGAAGUGCGCCAAAGUUAACUACGCACAAAAGCUUCUUGGGUGUCAUCCGCAAGAAGACAUGAUAGACGGCCUCUGCAUCCGCCGAACCUACAAGGAGAUCGGUUACGUCUGCAGAAAGGGGCACUUGGACCCUGAAAACCGAUGCGUUCUCAAGCAGCUCCUCCCUCCGGUGCUCACGUGCCCUGAAGACUACAAGGUCCUCGACGGCGCGUGUGUGCUGUAUAAGGCGAUUUCUUGCGCAGGCGAGGGCGUGAAGGUGGAACCCGCCGCUGUGGCGUCGUCGCGCGAGGAGAUUCUUGGGCACCUUCCCUCCGGUUCGCCUCACCCGCUCGCGCAGGCCUCUCUGCCUUCUCAACCCGGGUCGCCGCCCUCGCGAGCAGCGGACAGCGCACACGCGCUCAGUGUCGAAGAGGCUGCGAGCGUCUCCCCCCACAGGCAAGCGGGACGCCGUGGGCGUCUCGUUUCUAUCGAAACUAGUGCAGAGAGAGACGGGCGCGCAGCCCACUCGCCCGGCGGCGCGACCUCACUUGCGCCGAGCUCCCUCAGCCUCCACCGCGAGGGAGUUCCAGCUGGCCGUCCUAUGGCAGGCAGCUUCACGGGCCCCCCAUCCGUGCCGUAUGGCUCUCACUUCGAGGAGGCGAGCCACGAGGCGAUCGCGCAUGUGCAUUCCGCAGACCUGCGCGGUUGGCGCGCGACGGAGGCGCCGGCGCGUGAGUUUCUUCCCGGAGACUUUGCACCGCACGAAGGCGACCACGAGCUGUACGACGCACACUCUGACGCACAGCCGGCGGCCCUGCCCCCCUUUCACGCCACGGCCAGUCUUUCCUUCUCCCUUGAGGGCGGGUCGGCGUCCGCCAGCCCCUCCUUCGGCAGCGACCUCCCUGUCUGGCCGUCGCCGCGCGCGGCGGACGGGCUAGGGUUCAGCAGCGACAGCCCUGCGGGUUUGUCAGUCUUGACGCUGUUGAGGGACGGGAGUGUGGAGGAGAGUCUCGUCCCUCUUGUGUCUCUGCAUGACUCUACUUCCGAGGCGCUGCUCUUACCGGACGCGCCUUACCUCGUUCAGGAGCGAGCUCCGGCGGCCGGCGCCGAGAAAUUGGACUCUCGGGAGUCCUCUCUUUGGCUCGCGCCUUCGCAGUCCACGGCGGCGUCGCCGCAUGCUUUUCUCGCGCGGCCGUCAGCUGUGCGGAGGGCGGAAGCGGCGCCAAGCCGCGAGGACGACCAGAGAGGAGUGCUGGUUCAAGAGAAAAGCGGCGUGUCUCUGCGUGAGCGAACGAGGCCGGCGGACGCCACGCGACAGAGCUCCAGUGGAGCCACGGCGGCGCCGACACGCAGAGAAGAGACUUCGAGAACACGCCAGGGGCGGGAGAGCAAGUCGCUGCUGGAAAUCUUAAAAAAGACAACGGAAAGCGGCUUGCCCAGGCGCCUCUUGGGCGGGCCUUUGCAUACGCCGUCCACUCUGGACGACCACUGCUUCGAGAUCACUCGCGUAGACGCAAGCCGGAAGUGCCCGUAUGAUUUCACUCUGGAGAUCUACAAAGACGACACGAUGAAUUCGCCGGUCCUGGUGUGCCUGGGGUCGCGGAUUUUGCCUUCGGAGGCCGUAUGCGCCGGCAGGAUUGUGGGAUCGAGGUGUCUCGUCGAGACGCGAACGCACGCAAAGUGGUUUUGUCCCCUGGACGUCCACACCGAGGAACCGCCGAAGGCGAAGAAACCGAAACCGCUCCCUCCUCCAUCCCCGCCAGCGCCUGAGGAUUCGAAGAAAGCGCCGGCAAGUCACACGGGCAAACGGCCGGAGAGAAUGGAGGCGAAGGAAGUUCCAGGCAAAGAUAAAUCAGACAAGGAGGAAGCUUCCGUGCCCUCUUCAGAGAAAAAGCGGGGCUCAUCGCCGACUUUUGCGGAGGUGAAGACCACAGACAAAUCGCCGAAAACCGCCGGAACCGCGACAACGAACAAGGAGAGAGCGGAAACGCCGAAUUUGGAGGAGAGGGAGCGCGAGCAGACCGAGGGCGACCCGAAGGGCCGCCAUUUGGCAUCUACAGAAAGGCCGAGCCAGAAUGGAGGAGGGGAAACGGGUACAGGAGAAGGGAGGGCUGCACAGAAAGAUAGUCAGCGGGGCGCGAGUCACGAGGAAGGAGACGGCGGCGAAGACGACGACGAGGCGUCGCGCCGCCAGGUGGAGCAGACGUCUUUGUCGUCCUCUCUUCGGCAGCUUGGUCGCUUGCCGUUCGCUCUGCUUCUCAUGGAGAUUAACGAGCGGCGGAGAACGUCGGACCCGAAACAGCGGAUGAAGGAGGAAGUCGAGCAAAUGAAGCAAGCGAGGCACGCUGGCGCGGCAGUGGUGCGUCCUUCGCCCCCGCCCAGCCUCCCGCCGGGCAUGCUUCCGUUUCUGGGAGAGAAUGAAAAAAAGACGAAAGACUUAAAGACCAAAAAGCUCACCGACACCGUGGAAGCUCCGCCAACCGGUCUCUGCUACAGAGAACAAAUCGUGGAUCAGAUUGUCGUCUGCCCAAACGGAUACAACGUCACGCCCGCACAAGUCUGCGCAGCAGUCAGUGCCCCGGUGCUCACUUGCCACGCGGGUUUCAAGUACCUUCCGGAAGGUCUAUGCGUGCAAUAUGUGUAUUCUGAGCUAGUCGACAUCCUAGGACUUCAUGAGCCCAAUGAGACGAAGCCAAAAAUCCUCAAUAAGCUGAAGAAAAGUUGA